Molecule: messenger RNA, 2271 nt
Organism: Mus pahari (shrew mouse)
Lineage: Eukaryota; Metazoa; Chordata; Mammalia; Rodentia; Muridae
Gene: Foxi1
Product: forkhead box I1
Exons: 2
Coding region: 65-1183 (372 amino acids)
Biological process (GO): regulation of transcription by RNA polymerase II; cell differentiation; anatomical structure morphogenesis
Molecular function (GO): RNA polymerase II cis-regulatory region sequence-specific DNA binding; DNA-binding transcription factor activity, RNA polymerase II-specific
Source: RefSeq, a predicted model, not a curated record
CACCUGUCAGGGGCAGCUCUAGAGAGCACAGGUGCGGCCGGUGGCUCCCGAAGCCAGCUCCAGCAUGAGCUCCUUCGACCUCCCGGCACCUUCGCCACCUCGGUGCAGCCCCCAGUUCCCCAGCAUCGGCCAGGAGCCCCCCGAGAUGAAUCUUUACUAUGAGAACUUCUUCCACCCUCAGGGCAUGCCCAGUCCUCAGCGCCCCACCUCCUUUGAAGGUGGUGGCGAGUACGGGGCCACCCCUAACCCCUACCUCUGGCUCAAUGGGCCAGCCAUGACCCCACCACCCUACCUGCCUGGCACUAACGCCAGCCCCUUCCUACCCCAGGCCUAUGGCAUGCAGAGGCAGCUACUGCCCAGCGACCUGGGCUGGCUGCCUAUCCCCUCUCAGGAAGAGCUCAUGAAGCUGGUGCGCCCACCAUAUUCCUAUUCAGCCCUCAUUGCCAUGGCAAUCCACGGUGCGCCCGACCAGCGCCUCACACUGAGCCAGAUCUACCAGUACGUGGCCGACAACUUCCCCUUUUACAACAAGAGCAAGGCUGGCUGGCAGAACUCCAUCCGCCACAACCUGUCACUCAACGACUGCUUCAAGAAGGUGCCCCGAGAUGAGGACGACCCAGGCAAAGGGAAUUACUGGACUCUGGACCCUAACUGUGAGAAGAUGUUUGACAACGGAAACUUCCGCAGGAAGAGGAAGAGAAAAUCAGAUUCAUCCUCCAGCACCGGCUCAUUGGCUUCAGAGAAAACGGAGAACAGUCUCCUGGCCAGCAGCCCCAAGCCCACAGAGCCUCAGGAGGUCUCAGACACUGCCUCGCCAGACACUACCACCAGCUCCCCAGAGAAGCGGUCCUCCCCUGCCCCCUCGGGCACCCCGUGUCUCAACAACUUCCUCUCCACCAUGACAGCAUAUGUGAGUGGGGCAAACCCCAUUAGCCGCUCAGUGGCCACACCAGGACUGAGCUCAGAGCCUAUUGACAAGAUGGGACAGAACUCACUGAAUUUCAACUCCUACACCCCACUUACCAACCUCAGUAGCCAUGGGAAUGGGGGUGAAUGGGCCAACCCAGUACCCACCAAUGCUCUGGGCUAUGGAGGCUCUGUCUUCAACCAGUUUAGUCCACAUUUCUACAACAGCAUUAACACUAACAGUACCCUCUUCCCCAGGGAAGGCACAGAAGUCUAGAGAUUAGAACAGCUUCUGUUCCACAGAGCUGUCUGGGGGAAAAGCAAUGGUGGUCCUUGAGACCAGACCCUCUAUGACCCCAAGAUUUGAGACGUUUGAACUUCCCAGAUAGCACCACAGGAAGCUUGGAAGAAUCUGUGCUCUUUCUAAACACCAUUCAAGCCUUCUGGCUGUCUAUCACACGUGAAUCUACACAGAUUUGAUAACUACAGUGGGCAUACUAGGAUCAGCUUGCCAUUAAUGAUGUGGCCGUUUGUUGAGCACUUACUAUGUGCUGGUUCCUGUCUUGGGCUUUUUAAUGACAUAGUCAUCCUGUGUACCAUCAUCCUUUGAGGGCCGCAUGAAUCUCUCCAAUUGACAGAUCAUAAAACAAAGGCCCAAGUUUUUCCAGGUUCAUGAAAAUAACAGAGAAAGACAUUAAAGCAGAGGCUGGGUGACCCUUGAAGGCUGGAUAAAGGGAAUCAGGGAUGGAUGGACUGGAUGAGGAUGUCAGCAUAAAGCUGGCUAUGGCAAAUGCAUGCACACUCCCACUGGCUUCUAGUGAUGCUCUCAGAAUUCAACACCAAUUUGGCUGCGACGUCUCCCCACCUGCCCUUUCUUCUCGCCCCAGGUAUUCUUGUACCUACCACUCAGGAGGGGAAGCCGAGCCCAAGUGCCCCUGUAGGACCAUGCCUCUAGAAGGUGCAAUACAGGGUAUCACUUCACUAGCCUUCCACAGUGAGACAAGUGGUAUGUACCCCUAAACCUCCACCUGAGUACUGCCCACCCACAAAAUCUGGUAAACACCAGCUUCCUGUAUAUAUGUUUGUGUCAUGUGAAGAUGUGGCUCAGCCUUCCAAGAGAAACAAGGUCAAAUAUACAGAAUAAGCAUGUUCUUUUUUUUAUAGCCCUGGAGAGGUGGAUACUUGUCUGAGAGAACAAUGGCCAGGAGGGAGGGGUCCUCUGCCUGCCCUGGGGGAGGGGGGCAGAGCGGCUGUGAGCACUGCUCGCUCCUCUUUGUGAGUUACUUUAUAUGGUUGCGAUGUCUUAUCACAGCACACUCUGAGAAGCGUUGUUUGGUUUUCUUAAUUUCUUUUUAAUUAAAAAAA